Messenger RNA from Branchiostoma belcheri (Belcher's lancelet), 5574 nucleotides. RefSeq names its product polycystic kidney disease protein 1-like 2. Gene Ontology annotation, biological process: proteolysis; detection of mechanical stimulus. NCBI's taxonomy places the organism in Eukaryota, Metazoa, Chordata, Leptocardii, Amphioxiformes, Branchiostomatidae. Gene Ontology annotation, molecular function: protein binding; calcium channel activity. The coding region runs from base 1 to 5574 and encodes 1857 amino acids. Gene Ontology annotation, cellular component: extracellular region; membrane. The record is from RefSeq and is a predicted model, not a curated record. The transcript has 29 exons.
AUGGUUCUGAGGGUUCGUCUUGCCCGACUCUCAACACGAGUUGCGUCAUCAGUGACUCCGCUGCUGAAACUGCGCCUCCUGGCGGCCAAAGCUGUUAUGUCACUGCUGCCAUUCACGAAGGACUACGGAGUCGUGACAAUCCGCUCCGCGUACAUCGUACCGGUAACGUCGUUCUUCACGGCGAGCUGGUGGUUAAUUUUGGAGAUACAUUGGACAGCGAGAGGCUACAACCAGACGGCUCCAGGAGACCCCAUGGAGGACCUGCUGCCCAUGGACGCUCCGCGUAAUGACAUUGACUUUGUCAUCGCGCCGAGAACACUGCCUCUCGGAGUACAUAUGAUACAGCUACAAGUCAUCAUGACCGUGCCGGGAAGCGGUCAUGUCUCUGUGUCUGCCGUCCAAACCUGGGUCGAGUUUGUCAGAUCGCCUGUAGUGUACAGUAUUGGAAGCUCUGUCAGGACGAUUCCAACCUCUGGUACCUUCGAGGUGAACGCCGGCCUGUCUUACGACCCAGAGGAAAUCUUUUCAUCCGAUGAACUCACGUAUAACAGUGAGAGCAGAGUGGUUUAUAAGCCAGAGUGUGGGCUGUUUUUAUUUCGCCAUUUUCCGGGCAGAGAUUGUGCGGCGUCGGACAUCGCGGCUCAUCACGGCGUGUCCCUGCAGUUCUGUUCCGCUGCCUGCUGCGCCGACUCCGCCUGCCUGUCGUUUCAGUACAACACCAGAUCCAGCUGCUAUCUGAAGCCUCGGCUCUGCACCGACGCGCAGAAACGGUCUGUAUCGGCCGGCAACAUGUACGAUCGACUCACAGGGGACCCGGGUACAAACAUCGCUGUCGGGCGGACGACAUCGGCCAGUUCCAUCUACUCUUCCUGGUUCAGCCAUCAGAAGGCCGUGGAUGGGAGCAGUGCCUACUGCUUUUACAGUUACCACAGUAACAACUUGGGUACCUCCAACCCCUGGCUACAGAUUGAUCUCUCUCAGCCAACUCCAAUUGGGAGUAUUGUCCUGUUCAACCGAGUAGACUGUUGUAGUGCAAGAAUCAACCCGUUCAACCUACAUCUGGGAAAUUCAUCGAACAUCCUCUUAAACCCUUUAUAUGGUGGAGACUUCAACUUUGACCUGACUCAGCCGACCAUGACCAUCCCCGUCUCCGGCGUGACGGCGCGAUUCGUCGGUGUUCGCCUUCCCGGCUCCAGCCGGACUCUGCAGCUGUGUGAGGUUCAAGUGUACACAAGUGAUGAAUCUAUAGAAGCUUCUGUAAUGCUGGGGUCUCCGGUCGAGGGGUCUCAAUCUGGAGUUCUGGCGUUCCAGUCUCCUACCAGUGUUCGCCCUCUCGGCCUCAUCGUCAACCUCAGUGUAGAGAUCACGGUCGGCAACUUCCCUCCAGCUGAAGGAUUUUACACCAUACGGCUUACCGAUCACCAUGUCACUGCGGAUGCAGAUUUGACCAGGAUCGCCGAGUGGCGCUUUAACGUCUUGCCCACACCGGAGGCAGUGUUGGGAGCAGCUUCAGAUGAGUCCUCAGAGACCAGUAGCCUGGCAGAUGCCUGUACAAUCAUGCCUUCGGAUGGAGUCUCCCUGAUCGACAAAUUCUGCGCAAAGUGUGUCGAGUUUGAUGAUGUCCUGGGCCCAGUGGAGGUAACCAUGAGUUUCCAGUUCAUCCCAGUGGGGGUAGAGAUGGCCACGGCAGCAUUUCCUGGAGAUGGUCCUCCUACUGAUAACAGGAUCUUCAUGACAGCGUCUACACAAUGGGUUCCUUACACACCUUUGGUUGACCUGGCUACCGGCUACCUGCUGUUGACCCUUCGCGCUACGUCAGUGGACGGGCGCUAUACUGAGUUUGAUCUGCCACCAAUGGAAUUUCUGGAGUCAAACUUCAACCCUUUCGAGUACUCCAACAACUCGCGUGAGGUCCGCAGUGACGUCACGGGUCUGGGGGUGAAGUGUGGGAACCGCACACUUCCGGUUUCCAGUCUCAGCCAACCCAUCGACAUUUUAACCCGUAGGGAGAAUGAAAGCCUUGAUGGUUCCAUCUAUGUCUUUGAAACGUCGGCUCCAAUUGGCAACCUGACAGUGUUCCAGUUUUUGGUUGGGAAGGAGCAGUCCACCUUAACCUUCCACCUUGACUUCAACUCCACCCGUUUUCCUCAAGACGUCUCACUGUAUCUUCGCAAGGGCGGUGUGCCAUCACAAGACAUCUUCAACUGGACAACUGCCCUUCCUGUUCAAAAGGACCAGCUGUUCUCCAUACCAUGGAUAAACGGAACGAACUUGACCUCUGACCCCUACCAAUGGCUGCUACCAAGAGAGCAGGUUGACGUCACUGUCUAUGAUGUCGGAAACCUGACAAAAUUCUGCAUCGGUGUGCAGUUUGGAUCUGGUUUGGACGUAGAAGAAGAAAUUGUCCACUAUUCUUUGACUGUGUUUGAGUCGUCUUGUGUUUACUUCGAUGAAACCGUCCAUUUGUGGCACAGUGACGGAUGUGAAGUCGGCCCUCUCACCAACUCGACCCAUAUACACUGCCGAUGUGACCACCUGACCAAGUUUGCGGGAUUCGUUCCGCCAAACCCUCUCAACAUCCAGGCGGCUCUGUCCGCUAACGUACUGGAGAACCCCGCGGGACUGCUCCUGGUUCUCUCUGUGUUCGCUGCCUACCUGUUCGGUGUACUGCUGACGAGAAAGGCGGAUAGAAGGGACCUCCUGAAGGUUGGAGUUGGACUGCUUCCAGGCCAUGUCCUGAACCCACAGAAAGACUGUCAGUAUGUCAUCACUGUGUACACAGGCUUCCGGGGGAACGCUGGGACAACUGCGGAGGUAACAAUAGUCCUGAAUGGACUUCAGAAGGAGAGCGUCCCGUUCAGACUGUCUGACCCACGGCGGGUUAUGUUUGAGAAGGGCAGCGUGGAUUCUUUUCUGGUGUCGACAGAAGAACCGCUGGGAGAGCUAACCCAUGUACUAGUGUGGCACAACAACCAGGGGUACAGCCCCGGAUGGUUUUUGAGCCAGAUUGUGGUGACAAACAGAGCAGGGAACAACUCUACAUAUUUCCUGUGCAAUAGAUGGCUUUCUGUGGAGAAAGAUGACGGAAAAGUCCAGCGGAUCAUCCCAAGAGCAGUGCCAGAGGACUUGCAGAAGUUUCGUAACUUGUUCCUGGCAAAAAGUGCAAGGGACAUGAAUGACGGCCACCUGUGGUUCUCCGUGGCGGGCCGCCCGGCACGCAGCCCGUUCACCCGAGUCCAGCGCCUGUCCUGCUGCCUGACGCUGCUCUACAGCACCAUGGUCACCAACAUCAUGUUCUUCGGCCGUGGGGACGACUUCGACCCGCCGGAACCACUCAGAUUCGCCGGGACAGAGAUCAACCCACCCAUCUCACUACCACAGAUCAUGAUUGGCAUACAGAGUGCAGCCAUCAUCCUGCCGGUUAAUGUGCUCAUAGUCUUCCUGUUCCGUAACUCUGGUCAGCGGUUGACAAACCAAACAGAAAAGAAGGGGGGUUAUGACAGGACCAAAUCAUCAUUGCCCUGGUGGACUGUUUACAUAGGCUGGCUGCUUGUCUGGUCUGCGAGCUUCGUGGCUGCGUUCUUCACCGUCCUGUACAGCCUGAGUUUCGGCCGUGAGAAGGCGGAGGCCUGGCUUUGUGCCUUUCUCACGUCGUUUGUCACCGACUUGUUCCUCAUGCAGCCCUUCAAGCUCAUCAUCGUGGCCGUCAUUUUUUCUUUGAUAUCAAAGAAACCAGUAGAAGAUGAUGAUCCGCCAACAGAACCGCUACAGUCUGAUGAGGAAUUUCUGCAGUCCAAAGAAGAACAAGGCAACUCUGAUGAUAUGACUCCCGAUUCCGGCCAUUCCAACUCCCCACCAGAUGAAUCCAGUCUGGCCGAUCAGCGACGGAAGAGCGCAGAGAAACUCAAACAGCGCGCCGCUGUCCUGGAGGUCCUCAUGUUCGGGUUUUUCAUCAUCAUCAUCAUGGCGGCCUCCUACAGUGAGAGAAGCCCCAUGGCGUUCUACAUGACUCAGAAUGUGGAGAGACAAAUCCUUGGUGCCGGUGAUGUUGGAUUCUUUGAGAUCCGUGACAUCCCGUCAUGUUGGACCUGGAUAACAACUGGGUUGCUGCCUGCCGUCCAUGCGGUGAGCUGGUACAACGGCAGGGGGGCUCCAGACGCCACAGUACUGCCUGACAUGGUCUCCUACCCACUCGGGCCGGUACAGCUUCGACUGGUGCGGCUUACACCAGGGCGACACUGUGAACCGCCCAAACCAAUGCUGAACGUGACAACACGCUGUAGUGUACCGUUCUCCCUCAGUCUGGCAGACACACAGAACUACACCUCAGGAUGGGCUCCACUCAACACGACAGUCAACACGACUGACGACAGCCAUGUUUGUGACUCUCCCAAUGCUCAGAGAUUUCCUCGAUUGUAUGACUGCGAUGGUAACACAAGCCCAUGGACACACACCUCUGUUUCACUCACUGACGAUUUUCCGUACUUCGGAAUGCAUGGCUCCUACAUUGGCGGAGGCUACGUUACCCGGCUCGGGACAACAAACGAGGCUACCUUCCUUAAACAGCAAAACUGGUUGGACGAAAACACCCGGGCACUUUUCAUAGAGCUCAUCCUGUACAACCCACACGUGAACUUGUUUUCAGUCGUCUCAUUGGUCGUUGAGUUCACCAAUCUCGGAUCAGCUUACAAGAGUUCAGAGGUCAUAACCGUGCGCCUCAUUCAACAUGACGCCAUCUUGCUUCUCCUCCUGAGAGGGGUACUGGCUCUGUUUCUUUUCUACUUCGUUCUUCGUGAAGGAAAGUCGUUGUUGUCUCGGCCACUGGAGUACCUGUGCGAGUUCUGGGGCUGGGUGGAGCUUCUGGUCAUCACCAUCGGUUUCUCCACGCUCGGCAUUUACUUCCACACACAGAACAUCAUAGACGAGGUGGCAGAACAGCGCAGAAAUGGCAACUCGGUCUUCCAACUGUACAAAAGCGCCGUCAGCUGGCUCCAAGUCUCUACAUACCUACAGGGGCUUCUCAUCAGCUUCGCCACCUUAAAGUCUAUCCGCCUUCUGCGCUUCAACUCUCACGUGCACGCCUUGUCUGUCAUCAUGGGAAAAUCCCUUAAACCAAUCACUAACUUCAUGUUUACUGUAGCUAUCAUUUUGAUGGCUUUCAUCCUACUGAUGGCUUUGACCCAAGGUGCAAGUAGCAAUGAGUAUAAGAGCAUAACUUCUACUCUACAAAGUCUGUUGCUUAUGAUGCUAGGUAGUUUUGACUUUGAUGCCCUGUCCUCCGGGCAUAGAAUACUUGGUCCGUUAGCGUUCUUUUUGUACCAGGUUGUCGUACAGUUUAUUUUGUUGAGUAUUUUCAUGGUGAUCCUUUUUGAUGUGUAUGAAAACGAAGACAUGACGACAAAUCCGUACGAUCUUAGGUUUGCUUCAUUCUUAAAGGAGGCGGCAUCAGAGGCAGCCAAGAAGGUCAAAGACACUUCGUCCAAGGUCAAAAGAAACAGACCGAAGAUGGAAAGACGUUUUUCCACAGAAAUGAUCCCAAAAAUAAACCGUGGCUUCAGUGAACUGAAGUGGUGA